AUGCUCAAUCCACUUAAUGACCGAACAGGGUUUGUUAACGCAGCUGGUGAACUCAUCUACGUGUGGUCCAUAUCUAGUGGUUCCGGAGCUCCCAAGCAUCAACUGUAUUGUCCUGGCUUGUCAGAAACCGGACUUCGCGGGGCUAAUAUUACACGAGCCAUUUUCAGUCCGGAUACGGACGCUAGUAUGGUCGUUGGUGGUUUGGCCGAUGGUAGUCUUUGUAUUUGGGAUUUGCGCGCCAGUCGUUUUGGAAUGUGUCCUACACGGAACGAUCCGGUUCGGUCAUCUGAUUCUGACCAAUCUGACUACCGAAGAAUCAUGUUCGCCAAAGCUCCAAUUUAUUCCACAUCUGGUGUGGAUAUCCAACUAGUCACUUCCACUCAAAGCGCAUUUAUGGACUCGAAAUCCAAACUUCACGAAGCCGAAUCCCGACGGAGAUGUUCGACGAAUGAAGUGCAUCGGCAACAUUACUACCGUGCACAAAGCCAACACCACUCGGUGCCGAUCGUGGACGUACAACUCACUCCAUCUGCUAGAUGUGAUCCAUGUUUGACGACUUUCCAGUUUGCUGCGCUUGAUGAGUCCGGUGAACUGAGUCUAUGGAUGGUUCUUCGUCCAGCAAGGUCCACAGUUUACAACAUUUACGAGAGUUUGGCUGGAUCACAGACCGACUUGGGUUUGCGCCCGGCAGAACAUGUCGUGCAAAUGGUCUGUUUGGCCUAUCUGAUACCUACCUUGCCACUGGAUUUUGAGCUUGGAGAUUGGUCUACAAUGGAAGGAGUAGAAGAAGUUGGAGAUCAAAUGUUACCUUUGCGUGACAAGCCAAAGAUUAACGCAACCACUCUGGCCCUGUCAGGCAGUGGAGACUUUCUACUGGGAUUUAACAACGGCGCUAUAGUUAGACUUUCUAGAUCGUCCAAACAGUCUGUUUAUCCUCGCCAAUUCGGACAACCGUGGAAUCGAGCGGCUGUACGUUGUCUUGCAGUUCAUUCGAUAGCGGAGUUCAAGUUUUUUCUGGCGGGCUAUGCGGAUGGCUUCAUUCGUAUGUAUCACAUCAAUCAGCCAGAGCCGGUUUACGAACGAAAUAUUUGUGAUAUCUGUGACUGCCAGCUCAGUGCGGUGAAGUUGAUCUGGUCUACAAGUCGUCCAUCCAUAUUCUUUUGUCUCGAUUCUUCCGGUCGUAUUACCAGCUUAGACAUGGUUGAAGUUCUGCACGAGGGCAACAUGGAUGAAGAGAUAGAUUGCGCACAAAAGCACACAAUGGCUUCCGUAAACCAAGGUCUGGUAAUUCACGUUCCCAGUGCGAAAUUGGAGCAGCAACGAGUGUAUGAUUUCGCCCUGAGCAGGGGAGUUUUGGUCAGUUCCAAUGGUCAGACACAAAUCAUGUCCGCGUUUGCUUUGAUCUAUCCAGAAGCUGUGAAAAUUCAUUGGUUAGAUUCACAAUGGUCACAUGGGACUGGAGAAGAACUAAAGCUAACAAGAGAUCGUUUUUCUCAGCUGUAA
Echinostoma caproni is the source of this 1503-nucleotide messenger RNA. NCBI's taxonomy places the organism in Eukaryota, Metazoa, Platyhelminthes, Trematoda, Plagiorchiida, Echinostomatidae. The record is from the annotation of a GenBank genome assembly.